CUCGAGGUCCUGGUGGGGCAUAUGACGGUCGUGGCGUUGAUCAGGCGGGAGCUGCUGUCCAUUCUCCACGGCACCUACAGGUUUGUGAAGAAGCUGUACUACGAGAGCGCGCCGCUGUGGCAGUGCGUGAAGGAGGAGCCUAAGGCCUUCUGCGGCGUCUACCAGACCGAUGCCGCGCCGUGGGCUUUCGGGGUGGCCUACUCGCAGUGGCCGGUGGCGGCGGUCGCGGACGCUGGGCGAGUGCCCGAACGCGCGCGGUUCCGCCUGGGGGCCGAGGCCGCGAGGAGCCACGCUUUUGCUGCUGCAGGGCUGGAGGGGCGCGAUGACGGGCUGCUGCAGGCUCGAGCUGGGCCUGCCGAGGACGAGGCGCUGAGGUGGGGGCGCGACAGGUCGUUCCUGGGGUUGCCAGCUCGUUUGCUACAUGGAUCCUGGUGGAGCACAGUGAUGGCUGACAAGUGGAGGUACGAAGAAGGGAUCAUCCACCUGGAGGCCCGUGCCGUGCCGAAGGAGAUCGAGCGCCUUGCCAGGAGCCGACGCGGACACGACGCACGAGCUUUGUUCGUGGGAGAUAACCUGGGGCUGACCCUGGCGCUGGGGAGGUCGGUGUGGUCUACGACGACGGACGUACUCAAUACGGGCAUCAAGAUGGCGAGUCACACGAUCAAGAGCAUGAGCGAGACGGAGUGCAGCGGGGCGCGGUCGGGCGAUCGCGGACGCUGGCGGCGACUGGAGAGGCAGGCCCGCGCGCGGAGCCGAAGCUCGAGGCGCGCCCGGGCGCUGACAGCGGCGAGGGCGACGAGCCUGCAAGCGCGGCUGGAGGCGCCGGCGCUGGAGCCGAGUGGCUCGCUGGAGGCGCAGGCAAGGCUGGCAGCGCGGGUCGCAGACGCCGGCUCGACCGUCGGGGACGACGAGAGCGACCCCGCGUCCGAGGAGGCGGCGACGGAGGCGGACCGCAAGGAGGAGCGGCUGGCGCGGCAGCGGGCGCGGCGGCGGGUGGCGCGAAUUUCCGAGGGCAAGAUGACGAUGCUUCCUGGUCAUAGCUACCUGGAGGCCGCGAGCGUGUCGGAGGCCAGCCGAGUCCGUUAUCGGUCGUGCGUGCAAGAGCUCCUGGACCUUGCCGACCGGGAGAGCAUGGCGCUGUGCGAGGACGGCGAGGUGGGCGAAUGUCUCGUGGCGUGGAUGAACUCGAGGUAUCGACUCGGGGAUCGCGCGUGGCGAGGCGAGUACAUGGCGGCCGCCCUGAUGUUCGCCUACCCGAGUUUCGGGCGAGGUUGCAGCCGGCACGUGCCGCGGGCUCUUCAGUGCCUCAGAGGGUGGAGGAAGCUCUGCCCGAAGUUCAGUCGGCGGCCGCUGCCUUGGGUCGCGUGGGCCGCGCCGGCGCUGGAGCUGCUGCGAAGCGGGCGCGGGCGCGCGGGGUUUGGAGUGCUGCUGAUGGUGAGCGCUUACCUGAUGCCGUCAGAGCUGCUCAGCCUCCGGCGGGGCUCCUUGGCCCCCCCGGCGCGGGGCGGCCUGACAGACUGGCGCCUGCGCCUCUUCCCCCAGGAGAAGAUCGAACGGAGCAAGGUUGGGGGCGCGGACGACGCCGUGGUGAUGAACUCCGAGAGAAUGCGCUGGGCGGACCCAGUGUUUGCGCACCUGGCCACAGGCUCGUCUACGGAGAAGCUGUUCCCGUGGGACUACCACUACCAGCAGUUCGGUGAGAUCGGGCACCUGAACCAGGCGUGGAGGAGGCUGGGCCCCGACGUGCAGGCGUUCGCCCUCGUUUGCGAGGAGCGCCUGGAGGAUGUGUUCCUACGCGGGGCGCCGGUGCCAGUGCGCCCGUGCCCGCAGGCUCCAGAGGGCAUUUGUUGGACGUCUACUCGGCAGUCGGCGGCGUGGCGCGCGCGGCUCGACAGUGGCGUUUCCAGACGCGUGAGUAUGACCUCCGCGGUGGUCCGGCAG
Prorocentrum cordatum is the source of this 1941-nucleotide messenger RNA. The record is from the annotation of a GenBank genome assembly. Lineage: Eukaryota; Dinophyceae; Prorocentrales; Prorocentraceae.